AUGCAUCCCGACAAAGCUCCAGGGCCGGAUGGCAUGGGACCUGGUUUUUAUCAGCAACAUUGGGAUAUCGUGGGAUCUCAUAUUGUCAAAUUAGUUACUGAUUUUUUUGACACAGGUGUUUUUCCACAGGAGCUUAAUAAUACCAACCUUGUCCUAAUUCCCAAAAAGAAAAAUUUCUCCUCAAUGGGUGACUUGCGGCUUAUUGCCUUAUGUAAUGUCUUGUAUAAGAUUGGUUCAAAGUUUCUUGCCAACCGUAUGCACAACAUGAUUGUUCUUGUUAUAUCUGAAACCCAAAGUGCGUUCAUCCUAGGCUGCUUAAUUUCAGACAACAUUAUGGUGGCCUUUGACGUAAUGCACUACUUGAAGCGGAAAAGGAGAGAAAGGUGGGUAAAUCUUAUCAUGGCUUGUGUUACUUCGGUGAGAUAUACCAUCAUGCAUAACAAUCAUGUUAUGGGUCCUAUCAUCCCUACCCGUGGGAUCCGACAAGGGUGCCGUGUGGCAAAUGGGGCUCCAUCUAUAUCGCACAUGUUGUUUGCCGAUGAUAGUUACUUAUUCUGUCAAGCCUCUUCAGGAGCAGCUUUAAAUAUAUGCACCUUGCUUCACUUUUUUGAGAUGGCGUCUGGCCAAAAAGUGAAUGUGACCAAGUCCUCCAUUUUUUUCAGCCCCAACACUGAUUCUUUGCUAAAGAAUGAAAUCUUUUCAACUCUUGGAAUGCCUAAAGCUGAUGAGCAUAGCCUUUACCUGGGACUUCCAAACAUCAUUGUUAUUCAAUCUCUUCCCACGUAUGCUAUGAGUGUCUUUCUCAUUCCUCAUAAAAUUUACACUGAAAUUGAGACACUAAUGGCAAACUUCUGGUGGAAGACCACUUCUAGCAAAGGAAAUGGGAUUAUAUGGAUGGAUCAUGAGAUUGUCCAUGACAUGUUCAACUCCCGCGAUGCAUCUCUGAUUCUUGGGUUACCCUUAUGUUUUUCAGCUGGUGAAGAUUGUUGGCCUUGGAUAGGAGAGAGCACCGUCCAUUUCUCUGUCAAAAGCGCAUACAACCUGCUACAGCAAUCACUUGUCACUAAGCAUGUAAACAUUUCCUCGGUUUGCGCUGUUUGCAAGAGUGAACCCGAAUCAAUCCCUCAUGCUCUCAUCAGCUGCGUUUUUGCUCAAUCAUGCUGGCAAUAUGCACAUCCGUCCCUCAACAAUGCCGAUAACACCACGGUUGGUACUUGGCUCUACAAUAAUUUUCUUGUUACUAAUAUUGAUACCAGCUGCCGAAUUAGCAUGCUUUGUUGGGCAAUUUGGAAAGCAAGAAACAACCUCGUUUGGGAUAAGAAGCCUUCUACACCACAACAAGUUGCUUCAUUAGCACUAGUUUGA
Molecule: messenger RNA, 1365 nt
Organism: Cannabis sativa
Lineage: Eukaryota; Viridiplantae; Streptophyta; Magnoliopsida; Rosales; Cannabaceae
Exons: 6
Coding region: 1-1365 (454 amino acids)
Source: RefSeq, a predicted model, not a curated record